Messenger RNA from Rotaria socialis, 3867 nucleotides. Lineage: Eukaryota; Metazoa; Rotifera; Eurotatoria; Philodinida; Philodinidae. The record is from the annotation of a GenBank genome assembly.
UUUUUGCCUUCUCUGCUAUUAUAGUCUGAGUGUCAGAAUUUGGUGUAUUGUACUUCUGUCUUUUCUAAAUUCUGCUUGUUCUUCAGACAGAUGGGUCUCCAGUUGUUGCUUGAGUCUGUGCAGUAGCACGAUUAGCAGUACUUUUCCUGUGUGGUUGAUGAGGGAGAUCGUUCGGUAAUUCGCACAUUCGCUUAGAUCUUCUUUCUUUGUUAUUGGUACUAUAGGAUAGAUUUUUCCCAUUCUUCAGGAAUUGUACCUUCGUACCAUGCUCUUGUAUAGUUCGUGAAUUUAUCGUACUAGUGCUUCAUCUCCAGCCUGUAGCAUUUCUGCUGCAAUUCCAUCUGAUCCUGGACUUUUGUUCUUUUUCAGUGUGCGUAUUGCUUCUUCUACUUCGGAGUACAGGAUGUAUAUUUUGUAUUGCUCCAUUAUAAUUAGAAUUCAAACUGUAACGGAAAAAUAUUUAGGUCGCGUAAAUAUUCUUCAAAUAACUAUCGAGAUACAGUAAAAUGCAAAAGUCUUUGCCCUCAGUAUUUCAGCUAUUUAUUAGAGAAGAAAUGAUGAAUAUAAAAACUAAAUAUAUACAAAGAUAAGGCAUAGUACAAUCCCAGGUCGAACAGUCCGGCCUGGAAACGGCCGGUUUCGAGUAGUUCCGUUGAUUUUGUGGAAGCAGUAUUCCGGUUGGAAAGUUUUGGAUUUUUUCCGGUGAUUUCCGAUCAAUUCCUGCCGGAAAGCACUGGAACUUGGCAGGAAUUCGCCGGAAAAGUCCGGCCGUAUUUUUGACCGGAAUACUGCUUCCAUAUUCCAGCGAUUUCCCGCGUUUUCCUGCAGGAUAUGGUGACUUUCCCGCAUAUUCCCUGGAGUAUCCUACGGGAUCCGGUGGCCGGAAUGUUCGACCUGGGUAGAAGUGAACUCGACUCAACGGCCUUUCUACUGCUCUAAUACUAUCCAAUACUGCCGCUCUUAUACUGCUCACUAUUUCACGUAGAACGCGAGUUUAUAUACUAGAGAGAGAGAGAGAAGAUACAUAGAGACAGAAAGAUAUACGUAUAGGGAGAAAAUGAUAUAGAAAAAGAAAAGGAUAAAGGGAACGAUUACGUAUUGUUCAGUGGGUGAUUAUGUGUCGUCAUAUACAAGGAUGUCAAUUAGUUCUAUGACUUAUGAGCGGACGUCCAGUGGUUCAUAUAACCCCUAUCUAAUCUCGUCCUUUACGAGGGACGUACUUAGUGGCAUACAAACAUAUUCUAGAUUGCAAGAAAUGUGUGCGAUUUUCUAAAUAGGAAAUUGUAACGAAAUAUUUUGUUUUUGGUCGGUACUUAUUCGUAGAUAAAUCAAUGAGUUAAAAUAUAACGUUACGAAUUCACUGAUGUUUAUUUUAAUAAUAAGAUGAAUACACACACUGAACAAUAAACUGGUAUAAAUGAGAUAAAUUGAGCGUUGAGACGUAAAUUAUAAAAAGAAUGAUUGUGAUACAACAGUUCCACGGUAAUGAUCCCUAUCUUUCGUUUGACAUGUCUAGCUACGUAACUACUGUUUCUAAUCUUCUAAGUAUUCUCCUUCUUGUUACUACCCUAACUAAAAAAUGUCCGCCCACACCCACCAAUUUCUCGUCCUUUUAUAUAUUCGCUCUUUUCCCUUUCUCGAUUUCAUUUUCUAUUCCCCCUACUUGUUGAAAAAGGGAAGUGCGCGUUAUAUAACGAGUGACCACUCUCAUGUCAAUGCAUAUAUCUAUCCAUAAUUAUACACCCAUAUAUAGAUUACUUUGGUGAUUGGUAUGAGCUUAUGUGAUCAACUAAGUUUAUAUUCUCUCCGAGGGCAUCUUGAUAAUUUUCCGCGAACAUUCUGAUUUGGUGUGAAAUCUCCAGGUAAUUCCUCGGCAACUGUUGUAAUAUUUAAGUGCGCUCGCCUACUACUCUAAUUAUCAUUCUCAUGAACAAAAAAGGGAAUUCUAUAAAAAGGAAACGCAAUUCUGUGAAUAAGGAAGGAUGUGCAUGCCUAUACCAAAAAUGGGAUGUGUGAUUUUCUGAAUAUCUGAAACGGUAAAUUAAUGGCACAGAAAUGAUCUAAUUACUUAGAUUUAAGAGAGAACAAAAAAGAUUCUAGCAAAGAUAUUUUUUGAUCAUAGGAAAUAGGGGUGUCACAUUUUAAUUUAUAAUAAAUAAAAUUUUUUUUCAAAUGAAAAGUUAAAUUUAACUAAAUUGAAAUUAAUUAAAUUUUGAAAACUAGUAGAUAAACAUAGUUCUUGACUUGAUUGCUACUAUUUAAAGUCAAAUUUGAAUAUGUUUCCUGUUUUCUAAAGUUAAAACUAUAGUCAUUCUUCUACGAAUUUUGUUAUUAAAUAUAUUUUUAUGAGCAUCCCGGUGUUUUUAAAGAAGAAAAGUGACGGAUCCUGCAUAAUCUGUAGAGUAGUUUUGACUAUUCUGAACAAAUAUUAACCUAAAAUACUAGGUUUUCCUCUCAUUUAGUAUGUACUACUGUUAAAGUCACAUAUUUUCCUCGUAGCAAUGAUGAGUAUCCAUCCAAACAAUUUAUUUAAUUUAAAAUUAACUUUUCACGAAGUUAAAUUUAAAUAAAAUUAACUGUAAAUUGACACCCUCAAGAUAGGAAAAUAAUACAACGUACGCAUAAUAAGCUCAUAUAAGAAAUAAAUCAUUAUAUAAUUAUUAUAUGUUCAUAGAAAAUAUAGACUCAAAAAUACAAAGCAAAAGAUAAAAUGUCUAUAUAGAACUAGUUUGAUGCAAAAAAUCUCAUUUUCAACAUAACAAGAGCAUUAGAGAGAACUAUAUUGUUUCUAUAGAAUAAUCUUCCAGAAUAGAAAAAAAACUUAUUCUGAGGAAUUUCUAGAAAUAGAAAGAAUAAUCUAUUCAAAGAAUUUUACCUCGAUACUUUCGAAAUUAUUUCAUAUAUGCUAGCUAUACUCUAGAAAGAUCUCCUUUUAUUCUUACGCUUUCUCUUGUAGUUAAUAUUCCUGCUAAUGCUACGUGGGCACAGAACGGAGUGACUAUUGCUGGAGGUAACGGAAGAGGGGGUGCCACUAAUCAACUCUACAAACCUGUUGGUCUCUUCGUUGAUGAUGAUCAAACAGUGGUUAUUGUUGAGAACGGGAAUCAUCGCAUCAUGCAAUGGAAGAACGGUGAUACAAUGAACGGACAAGUCGUUGCUGGUGGUGAAGGCGUAGGAUAUGGAUUACAUCAAUUGUAUUGGCCAACUGAUGUAUUAAUUGACAAAGAGACGGAUAGUCUCAUUAUUUGUGAUUUUGGGAAUCGACGAGUUGUACGAUGGCCUCGUCGUAGUGGUACAACACAAGGUGAGAUACUCAUCGACAAAAUCCAAUGUUGGGGAUUAGCAAUGGAUGAACGGAGAUAUCUCUACGUCUCUGACGUCGAAAAACAUGAAGUAAGACGAUAUAAAUUGGGUGAGAAGAGUUACACUCUCGUAGCUGGUGGUAAUGGAGAAGGUAAUGGACUCAAUCAACUCAACUGGCUGACAUAUCUCUUUGUCGAUCGAGAUCAUUCAGUGUACGUAUCAGACAACAACAAUCAUCGUGUAAUGAAAUGGAAUAAAGGUGCAAAAGAAGGUAUUGUGGUCGCUGGAGGACAAGGCAAAGGGGGUGCUGUGACACAAUUGUAUUAUGCUAAUGGAAUCUUCGUUGAUACGUUGGGUACACUCUAUGUAGCAGACCAGGGGAAUAAUCGUGUAAUGCGUUGGACUCAAGGAGCAAAAGAAGGCACUGUAAUUGUGGGUGGAAAUGGUUUAGGACAAGGAGCAAAUAAAUUCAACAUCCCCCAUGGUUUGUCUUUCGAUCGACAUGGUAAUCUCUAUGUCGCCGAUGAGCAUAAUCAUCGUGUUCAACGAUUUUCUAUCGAAUGA